UCAAGAUGGCGGCCAGCGCCGAUUUACGAGUAGUUCCGCCUCCGAGGUUAGAACACUAUGUAAUGACCGAAAAACUAGGCCAAGGAACUUAUGCAACUGUAUACAAGGCGUUUAAAAAGGGUGACACCAGGGAUGUGGUUGCAAUCAAAUGUAUCCAAAAAAGUUCUCUGAGUAAGACAGCAACAGAGAAUUUACUUACUGAGAUUGAAUUACUCAAGAAAUUGGAUCAUGAGCAUAUUGUCAAGUUGAAAGACUUUGAAUGGAAUGACCAAUAUAUUUUCCUAAUAAUGGAGUAUUGCAGUGGAGGAGACCUAUCAAGGUUUAUUCACAGUAGAAGAGUUCUGCCUGAAGAUAUUGCAAGAAGAUUUUUACGACAGUUGGCUCUUGCUCUUCAUUUUUUGCAUGCAAACAACAUUGCUCAUAUGGAUCUUAAACCACAGAAUUUGCUGCUGUCAGCCAGACAAAAUCCUGUCCUGAAACUGGCAGAUUUUGGAUUUGCACAGUAUUUACAUAGUGAAGAGGAGACACAAACAAUAAGAGGGUCCCCUCUAUACAUGGCACCAGAGAUGAUCUGUUCUAUGAAAUAUGACGCCAGAGUAGACUUAUGGUCUGUAGGUGUAAUUCUCUAUGAGGCACUUUUUGGUAUAGCACCUUUUGCCUCAGGAUCUUUUGCUGAACUUGAGAAGAAGAUACGAUCUUCAGACCCAAUUACACUACCUGUUGGAUCCAAGGUGUCCCCAGACUGUCAAGAUCUUCUUUUGGCACUUCUUCAGAGGGAUCCUUUGGCCAGAAUAUCCUUUGAAGAGUUCUUUGCUCACCCUUUUCUUGAUCUGGAACAUGUCCCAUCGCCACUAUGUUUAGAGAAAGCAAUAAAACUUGUGACAGAGGCCAUAAAGAUGGAUGACGCCAGUGAGCUGAAGGAAGCUGCCAAACUGUACUGUGAAGCCAUGGCUUUCUUUUUACCAGCCAUUGAGUAUGAGAAAGAUCCACAGAUGAAAACAAGAUUAAGAGAGAGGGUAAAUCAGUACAUGAGCCGAGCAGAAGAACUAAAGCAGUGUUUUAAGAUAAAAUCUCACAGUAAUCCCGAUGAACUUUUAGCUCGCUAUAGCAAGGAUCAUGCAGAGCUGAAAGCAGCACUUCAUCUCGCAAACAUUGCUGAGAUCAGAGAUGAGCACGGGGCUUAUGACAGUGCACUGUCCCAGUACCAGGUCGCCCUGGAGGCCUUGUUACCAAUAUUAUCAGGAACUCCUCGUGGCCCUUACAAGGACGCUGUACAUUUAGAGGUGAGCAAGUACAUGAGACGAGCCGAGGAAAUCAAGCUUUACCUCAAGCUGAGCAAAGAAAACAUGAAAGUUGUCCCAGAGGCAGGAGGAGAAGACCAAUCACGGUGUGUAAUACAGUGAGAUACAUCCAAAACGAAUUUUCCCGUGGCAACCGGGUAAGUGGUCCACUUCAGCACCAUUUACGACGUCACGUUGUCAACAUCCAGUGAUGGGAAGGAAGAGGGUCAGCGGAAAUGGUUUUGUGUAAAGAAAUUUAAAACCAAGUGCUUUGGAUACAAGUCACGGAAAUGGUUAAAACAAUACGUUUGAAGAAGAUUAUGUGCCAGUUCUAAAGAAGGGCACGAACUGCAAACAUGUCCAGUUCGAUUUAUAUAUUAACAUUCAAUAAAAUGGUCCUGUAGUUGAUGAAUAAGGACUGACAAAUGUGUCAGGUUAUAGGAACACUGUAUCUCGUGUAUUUUACGAAGGUGUGGACAGUUCUCCUGUUACAGCAUGAUGUGGCAGUGUGUACUGAACUAUUGUACAAGUUUUUGUCUAAUGUUAUAUUUUGUAACGUUGUGUCAGCUAGAAUCAUUCUUUGUAAGACCCUAAAGAAGAAAUGCACUGCGUUUCCAUACUGUUUAAUUAACCUUGGUUUUCUUUUUUUUUUGCCUCUUGGCUUGGGUUUGGUUAUUGAUUUUUGGUCGUUUAUCAAGCGUUCUGAUUGGUUGUAUAUCCGUUUCAGUUGUGGCAUUUUGAUGGCUUUAUUUUGUAAGUAGGUUUUUGUUUACAUUGGCUGAUGUAAACACUCGAGAAGCUUUGGAGAAUUCGAAAGUGUACAAACUUGAAUUUCCCACACUUUCGCGAAUGUUUGCAUUUAAGCUAUGUAAACACUCUCGUUAUUUUCCAUCAACUUUCAUUCGUUAAAUUUGUUUGUCAUACACUAAAUAUGGCUGGCUCAGUUUUAGUUAAGCAAGAGAGUAAAAUACAGUAAAAACUCACCCACAAGAACCAGUGUUUUCAAGCUAGCCUAAACAGGUUCUUAUAUAUCUGGUUGCUACUAAGAAUUUUCGAAGUAAGAGUUACAUUCUAAGGAAAUAAAGUACACAUCCUGUUCAGGCUCUUUACGCUCAAUGUGCUGCAGUAAAACUAAGAAACUAAAAGAUAAGGGACCUGUUUCAAUUUUCAGGCUCAUAAGGUUCUUAUAUAAUGGAGUUUUAAUUGUAAAAAUUUCAGCCCACAUAUUGUUAAUCGCUACAUAUUGAUUGAUGGGUUCCUACUGUAUUUGCUCAGUUUAUCUUGCCGAUCAAAAUAAAAAAAACUUCGGAAAUGAAAA
Orbicella faveolata is the source of this 2598-nucleotide messenger RNA. RefSeq names its product serine/threonine-protein kinase ULK3-like. NCBI's taxonomy places the organism in Eukaryota, Metazoa, Cnidaria, Anthozoa, Scleractinia, Merulinidae. Gene Ontology annotation, biological process: piecemeal microautophagy of the nucleus; regulation of autophagy; response to starvation. Gene Ontology annotation, cellular component: phagophore assembly site membrane; autophagosome; cytosol. The record is from RefSeq and is a predicted model, not a curated record. Gene Ontology annotation, molecular function: protein serine/threonine kinase activity; ATP binding.